AUAUAUGUUAUGUAUAAGUGAUAAUUGAAAAUCUUAGUAAACUACAAAAUAAUUGCAUAUUAAUGUCAUUGACUAUUUGAGAGGCAGCGCCUGCGACUAUAAUAUGCGCAAUUAAUUUUGUAUACUAAGUGAUAGUUGUGUGCCAGCGUGUCGAUUAAACAAUAACAUUUCAUAAAGUUGCAAGUUUGUGUAUUACAAUGAAUGCCAGGGUACAAAACACAAAAAAAUGCGCUGGAUGUGCACGUGAUAUGUCUACUCCGGAGCAUCUAAAAUGUAAUACAUGUUCUUUAAAAUAUCACUUUGAGUGUGUUAGUACCACGGCUAAGAAAUUCAAAAGUGUUUCGUCAGACUUCAAAAACUCCUGGGUCUGCUCUGCGUGUCGCCCUAAGCUGCCGAAAGCUGACAGUUCUAUAUCUUUGACACGGACUGUGGGCUUCGAUACCAGCCAGGAUAACACCACAUCAAACGUCACUGUGCGACGCAAUAAAAAUGAUACCACCAUAAAUACUGCGGAUAGCCUUACGUUAGAGAAUGUUAAGGCUAUGAUGCAAGAAACAAUGGACGGCCUUCUGAGCAAUAUGGAGAUAAGGAUGACGAAGAUAAUUGAAGAAAAGUACAAGGAGAUAUUUAAGGAAUUCAACGAAAUGAAAGAAUCAAUCACUAACUUAAAAACUGAAUAUGCUGACAUGAAAAGAGAAAACGAAAUGUUGAGAAGCACAGUUAAAGACUUGGGUAAUCGCUUAAAUAUUUUCGAACAGUACUCCAGGAGGAGUAACGUAGAAAUUCAAUGUAUACCUGAGCACAAAACGGAAAAUCUGAUAAACGUUGUUACUCAAAUCUCUAAGGCGGUUGGUAACAAUCUGGUCGAGAGUGAUAUAAUCAAGUGCACAAGAAUUGCCAAAAUGAACCCAGAAAGCAAGCGUCCUCGCUCUGUGGUGGUUACUUUUUCAAAUCCCCGGAAUAGGGAUGCGUUCCUUGCAAGUGUAAUGCAGUACAACAAGAAGCACCGUAACGAUAAAUUGAACACCAGUCACAUCGGUUACGGAGGUGAUAGGAACCCAAUAUAUGUGCUCGAACACUUAGCCCCAGAGGUGAAGAAACUUCACGCCCUUACCAGAGAAGCCGCAAAGAGACUAAAUUUCAAAUUUGUGUGGAUUAAAAAUAGUCGAAUAUUCAUGAGAAAAUCGGAGACAUCAGAGCACAUAACUAUCCGCGAAGCUGACCAGUUAAAGUCACUUACAUAAUUACUUUGAUUCUAUUUAC
Molecule: messenger RNA, 1263 nt
Organism: Papilio polytes (common Mormon)
Lineage: Eukaryota; Metazoa; Arthropoda; Insecta; Lepidoptera; Papilionidae
Exons: 1
Coding region: 198-1244 (348 amino acids)
Source: RefSeq, a predicted model, not a curated record